Rotaria sp. Silwood2 is the source of this 441-nucleotide messenger RNA. The record is from the annotation of a GenBank genome assembly. NCBI's taxonomy places the organism in Eukaryota, Metazoa, Rotifera, Eurotatoria, Philodinida, Philodinidae.
AUGCCAAUGCGUAUAGAAGAAUUAAAUGAACAAUAUAAUCGAUAUACGAAUAAAAACAAAAAUAGAGAUAUAACUAGCUUAUCACAAUCAACUAAUAGAAAUCUAAUAAUGAAUAAGAAAAAAUCGAAAAAAUUAAUUAAAAAUAAAAAAUUAAAGAAACAAAAAAAUAAUUCUAAUAGUCAAACAAAUUUGAAAACAAUAAUAACAAUAACUGUUAUUAUAUGUCUAUUAAUUUUAUCUGGUCUUUCAAUAAUAAUUCUUUAUUUUAUCAAACGAAGAAAACAAGAUGAAGAACAAGAUCUAAUUAACGAGCCUAAAAAAUCAAAUAUCGAUAGCAUUAUAUCAACAAUUAAUGAUGAAACAUCAGAAAAUUCUCUUUCAUCAAAAGAGAAAACCAAAUCUGCUAAUGUACAAUCAAAUUUUCUUGAUGAUGAUAUGUAA